Ixodes scapularis (black-legged tick) is the source of this 844-nucleotide messenger RNA. Its product is annotated as DNA oxidative demethylase ALKBH2. Bases 145 to 822 code for a protein of 225 amino acids. Gene Ontology annotation, biological process: DNA repair. The transcript is spliced from 4 exons. The record is from RefSeq and is a predicted model, not a curated record. Lineage: Eukaryota; Metazoa; Arthropoda; Arachnida; Ixodida; Ixodidae.
AUUGCCUGCAUUGCCGGGAACAGCAAAUCGAAACGAAAAACGGGGCCACCGGGUGAUAUCGCGCAUGGUUUGCGCAUUUAUGCGUGCUGUUGAACUCUUUUUGCCUGAGUUUUACCAGCCUGCGGUUUCCUGUAGUGCACUGUCAUGGAAGCCACGGACGAGGAAUCUGAUGCUCUUCUGGAGAAAGUGCGUCCAAACUCUGCUUCGAUGACGGCGAAAAAAAUACUCAAAGAAGACUUGGACUUGCACUACACAAACUUCUUCGCUAGGAGCACCGCUGACUAUAUCUUGGAGAGACUGGAAAAAGAAGUGGAGUAUUUUACGGGAGAGCUGCUCAAGAUCCAAGUCUACGGGAAGUGGCAUUCGAUUCCAAGGAAACAGGUUUCGUACGGAGAUCCGGGAACCUCUUACAGAUUUUCCGGCACGUGCCUGCCGGCGAAACAAUGGACUCCCCUCUUGCUGCGUUUGAGAGAUCUUGUCUCGCAGUUUGCAGGACACCACUUCAAUUUUGUACUCAUCAACAGGUACAACGAUGGUUCGGACCACAUCGGGGAACACAGAGACAAUGAAAAGGACCUCGACCAGAGUGCGCCAAUAGCAUCUCUGUCGUUUGGGCAGGCGCGGGACUUUGUGCUGAAGCAUGGCGACGCCCGGCGCAAGGUCCGUCACGUGGACCCCGUCAAGAUUAGUCUUGAGCACGGGAGCCUGCUGCUCAUGAACUCGCCGACUAACCAGUACUGGUAUCACUCGCUCCCGCCCCGGAAGUCCGCACUCAGCGUCAGGGUGAAUCUGACCUUUCGCUGUCUUCUUACAGGCACUUGAAAUACAGUGUUUUUGCUUCUGA